GGAAAAUGGUCAACUUGGAAACCAUGGAGCCCUUGCUCAGUCACGUGUGGUGAAGGUAGCCAAUCACGAUCAAGAAUGUGUACAAAUCCUCCACCCGCACAUGGGGGUAACCAGUGUGUAGGUUUGGGCAAACAGACUAGAAAAUGCAAAACAAAAAAAUGCCCAGUUGAUGGUAAAUGGUCCGAUUGGAGACCGUGGRRAUCUUGCUCAGCAACUUGUGGAAGCGGAAUGCAAUCACGGUACAGAAACUGUACUAAUCCUGCACCAGCACAUGGCGGUAAAGCGUGUGUGGGUGAUUCAACCGAAUCUCGAGAAUGUUCAACGAAAUCUUGUCCAGUUGAUGGUAACUGGUCAGACUGGGAUCCAUGGGGAUCUUGUUCAGUUACUUGUGGUGGUGGAAGUCAAUCACGAUCCAGAAACUGUACUAAUCCAGCACAAGCUCAUGGUGGCAAAGAUUGUGUGGGAACGUCAACUGAAUCUAGAGAAUGUUCAACCAACGCUUGUAAAGUCGAUGGUAACUGGUCAGAAUGGGAUCCAUGGGGAUCUUGUUCAGUUUCUUGUGGUGGCGGAAAGCAAUCGCGAUCCAGAGGUUGUACUAAUCCUGCACCAGCACAUGGUGGCAACGAUUGUGUAGGAGAUUCCACUGAAUCUAGAAAAUGUUCAACGAAAGCUUGUCCAGUUGAUGGUAACUGGUCAGACUGGGAUCCAUGGGGAUCUUGCUCAGUCACUUGUGGUGACGGAAGCCAAUCGCGAUUAAGAARUUGUUCUAAUCCUGCACCAGCACAUGGUGGUAAAGCKUGUGAGGGUGAUUCAACCGAAUCUAGAAAAUGUUCAACCAAAGCUUGUCCAGUUGAUGGUAACUGGUCAGAAUGGGAACCAUGGGGAUUUUGUUCAGUAACAUGUGGUGGUGGAAGCCAAUCGCGAUCCAGAAACUGUAACAAUCCUGCACCAGCUAAUGGUGGCCAAGAUUGCGCGGGUGAUUCAACCGAAUCUAGAGAAUGUUCAACCAAAGAUUGUCCAGUUGAUGGUAACUGGUCAGACUGGGAUCCCUGGGGAUCUUGUUCAGUUACUUGUGGUGGUGGAAAGCAAUCGAGAUCCAGAAGUUGUACUAAUCCUGCACCAGCACAUGGUGGCAAAGAUUGCGUAGGAGAUUCCACUGAAUCUAGAAAAUGUUCAACUACAUCUUGUCCAGUUGAUGGUAACUGGUCAGACUGGGAUCCAUGGGGAUCUUGCUCAGUCACUUGUGGUGGCGGAAGCCAAUCGCGAUCAAGAAACUGUAUCAAUCCCGCACCAGCACAUGGUGGCAAAGAUUGUGUGGGUGAUUCAACCGAAUCUAGGAAAUGUGCGUCAAAAGCCUGUCCAGUUGAUGGUAAUUGGUCAGACUGGGAUCCCUGGAGAUCUUGUUCAGUUUCUUGUGGUGGCGGAAAACAAUCGCGAUCCAGAAAUUGUACUAAUCCUUCACCAGCACAUGGUGGAAACGAUUGUGUGGGAACUCCAACUGAAUCUAGAGAAUGCUCAACCAAAGCUUGUCCAGUUGAUGGCAACUGGUCAGACUGGGAUCCAUGGGAAUCUUGUUCAGUCACUUGUGGUGGCGGAAGCCAAUCACGAUCCAGGUAUUGUACUAAUCCAGCACCAGCUCAUGGUGGUAURGGUUGUCUGGGAGACUCAAAAGAGUCUAGAGAAUGUUCAACCAAAGCUUGUCCAGGCUGUAAGGAAGGUGCUUAUGUCUACGAUAAAUGUAGUCAGCGUUGUGUGUGCUCAUCAUCKGGUGCCUUGGUCAAGUGCACUCGYAUAAGAAAAGAGUUUACUUCAAUGAAUGUGGAUGAGCGUCAAAGAUAUAUCGAUGCUAUACUCACAGUUUCCACAUCUAGCAAAUUCAAGGCUGAAUACGACAGUUUACUCACGAUCCACAAAGUAUUGUUCGUUCCAUCAGGUAUACACAGACAAGAGCACUUCUUAACAUGGCAUCGGUGGUUCAUUUUACAAUAUGAGAACCUUCUUCGACGUGUUGACUGUAAUAUCACCGUACCUUACUGGGACUGGAGUGUUGUAUCAGGAAAUCCAUGGGGCACUCUCCCUAAGGACGUAUGGUAUGAUGGCAAAGGUGGUUUUGGAGGAAACGGGGUUGCACCUUACGGAUGCGUUGGAAAUGGUCCCUUUAAGAGUCCAUGGCAACURGUKCCAUCAGCUCAGCUUCCUUUUCCUCCUGGUGCUCCUAGAUGUUUGAGGAGGUUCUUCAAUGGAAGACCUCCAGAUAGUGUGGCAGUAGCUAAAGUKUUAGCCGUGGGUCCUGAAAAGUUCAAUGAUUUUGAGAUUAAUCUAAGAAUUAACUUGCAUGAUCUUACUCACUGUGCUAUUGACGGUACGAUGUGCUCAUUCGACUCUGCAGCUGCACCUGAAUUCUUUCUUCAUCAUGGUUUUAUAGACAAGUUGUGGGACGAUUGGCAAAAGAAGAGCGCAAGACAUAUGAAUGUAUUCUUCAAUGAAACAACGUUUACAGAUAAUAUGCCCAGUACAAACUUACAUCCUCGUUCUGUUCUGGACAACAAUAACUUGUUGGGUCACAUAAGRGUUGAAUACCAAACAACCACUAACCCUACUAUUGCUAACGUUCUUACAAGGCUAAGAAGUCUUUCUCCAGAGAUUUUGAGUCGUAUACCAAGAAGAGAUUUCAGCCCAUUAUCGUCGAAAGCAAUUAAGCUUUUUGGAUUGACUGCUGAAGAAUUAGAAAAGGCAAGACGUCUCGAUAAACUACUAAGACCACAGAUUAGGCAAACAGCAGGAGCUKCAAGAACCGCCAUCGACAAAGGGCUUGGUUUUGAUAGCAAAUUUCUUAACUACUUCCCCUCGCAUUAAAAAUUAUAAAACCAAGAUUGUUUGGAAAUAAAAAAAACAU
Molecule: messenger RNA, 2896 nt
Organism: Exaiptasia diaphana
Lineage: Eukaryota; Metazoa; Cnidaria; Anthozoa; Actiniaria; Aiptasiidae
Product: SCO-spondin
Exons: 14
Coding region: 76-2856 (926 amino acids)
Molecular function (GO): oxidoreductase activity
Source: RefSeq, a predicted model, not a curated record